AUGUCGAAGCGAUCUUUGUCGGAUAAUAGCGAUGGGUCGGAUCAAGACGAUGCCCAGUCGACCGCCGACGACCAAGAGAUUGCUGCAAAAAAGCGACGGCUAGUUGCUUUCGAGACUGUUCGCCUUCUUUCUGUUACCGGAGUGAACGACAUCGAUGACAAGAAGGCGAAAGUACAAGCCUAUAAGCUGUCGGAGGCGUUACGACAUAAGAAUAAGCAACUAAAGAUCAAGGAACGAGAGAUAGAAAGGUUACGGCAGCGACAAAUGACUGAUGAGAAUACGAGUUGUACGAUCAACAGGCAUUGGAAUAAU
Molecule: messenger RNA, 312 nt
Organism: Cylicostephanus goldi
Lineage: Eukaryota; Metazoa; Nematoda; Chromadorea; Rhabditida; Strongylidae
Source: the annotation of a GenBank genome assembly